Molecule: messenger RNA, 803 nt
Organism: Protopolystoma xenopodis
Lineage: Eukaryota; Metazoa; Platyhelminthes; Monogenea; Polystomatidea; Polystomatidae
Source: the annotation of a GenBank genome assembly
CCUAUCCCAUUCAUCGCACUGCUUAUAGUCCAUCAGGCCGCCUCUACUUUUCCUUGGCUCAUUAUGUCGCUCACUUCGCCCUCGAGUCUUCACUCUUACUUACCCGGUCAUCCUACAGACUCCAGUCCGGAGCAAUCAAUGCUGGAUUCAAUGAUAUUAAGACCUGUUGUGUAUCCUCAGCAGGUGGGCCGACUGGACUGAAUAAUAGGGACCAAUCGAUUGUUAAGCGAGUUGGUCUUGACAAUGAAUCACAAGUCAUGAAUACCUUGACUCGAUAUGUAUCACGUGGAUCAAUCCGCCUCAAUUGGAAGCAACGAGAUAAAGCUCUCGGGAAUGCUUUAAAUGAUUAUUUGUUCCGCGUCGUCAUCAACUAUUUGGCGUUGGAAUUCAAUCAAGAUAUAACCAAUGCCAAUCUACGUCUAAACCAAGAUGUCACCUUUGGAGCUACUCAUCAGGAUGGCUCUCCAUUAUUAAUGUCUUCAAUGCUGCGCUUGCAGCGCCAAAGCUUUGCUUAUCUAGAGGCGGUCACUGGUUCGCCUCGCCUUGUCAAUCAACUUCUGAUUUCUCGUGACUCUAUUACUGCAGGAUCAUCGAUUGCUUGGCCAUUUAACCCCUCCAUUAUGGCGUUUUCCACUCUGCCAUUGGAUUCAUCAAGCUUAGCGGCGGCUUUUACAAAGUUAUUUACUUUAGUAUCCAGAUCACAUCGUCCUCGGAUGACCUAUCAGAUAUGCACAUUGCGUCUUCUUUGUGUAAUAGUACUUAGAGGUAUGCUGCUUUAUCACUACUUUCUUAUGACUCAAUGA